AUGUCGAUGAGCCCUAAGCAUACGACUCCUUUUUCUGUUUCCGAUAUCUUGAGUCCCCUUGAGGAGAGCUAUAAGAAAGUAAGUAUGGAGAAUAACAACUUGGGGGCACCUCUCACUUCUUACCGGCAGCCGCAGGUCUCUCAGGCGGCGAUGCAACAGCACCACAUGGGCCAUAAUGGGACUGUGUCUGCGGCUUACCACAUGACUGCGGCAGGUGUUUCUCAGCUGUCACACACUGCCAUGGGGGGCUACUGUAAUGGCAACCUGGGCAACAUGAGCGACCUUCCCUCCUACCAGGACGGCAUGAGGAGCAGCGCCACGGCCACCGGCUGGUACGGAGCCAACCCUGAUCCACGCUUCUCCACCAUUUCUCGUUUCAUGGGCUCCUCCUCGGGCAUGAACAUGGGCAGCAUGGGUAGCCUCAGCUCCCUGGCAGAUGUGGGUAAAGGCAUGGGUCCUCUGUCCAGCACCCCGAGGAGAAAAAGGCGAGUGUUAUUCUCGCAGGCUCAGGUCUACGAGCUGGAGCGACGCUUCAAGCAGCAGAAAUACCUCUCAGCGCCGGAGAGGGAGCACCUGGCCAGUAUGAUCCACCUCACCCCGACCCAGGUCAAAAUUUGGUUUCAGAAUCACCGGUACAAGAUGAAGAGGCAAGCUAAGGACAAAGUGUCCCAGCAGCAGAUGCAGCAGGACAGCGGCUCCUGCCAGCAGCAGCAGUCCCCUCGGAGGGUGGCCGUGCCAGUGCUGGUGAAGGACGGGAAGCCGUGCCAAGGCAGCGGCCACACUCCAACAUCAUCCUCACAGACCCACCACCAGCAAGGUGGCAAUGUAAUGAUCAUGUCCAAUAACACGUCUGGCCUCGGGCAGCAUCAGAGCCAGCAGGUGGGAAGCACAGGUCACUCGCCAGAUUUGGCGCAGCACUCCUCCAGUCCUCCGUCUCUGCAGAGCCAAGUGGCCGGCCUCUCCCACCUGAACUCCCCCGGUGCAGAGUACGGCUCAGCCCUGCAGUGUUCAGCCCUGUUAUACGGCAGGACGUGGUGA
Messenger RNA from Myripristis murdjan (pinecone soldierfish), 1038 nucleotides. It is a transcript of the gene nkx2-1, whose product is annotated as NK2 homeobox 1. The record is from RefSeq and is a predicted model, not a curated record. Lineage: Eukaryota; Metazoa; Chordata; Actinopteri; Holocentriformes; Holocentridae. The transcript is spliced from 2 exons. Gene Ontology annotation, cellular component: nucleus. Gene Ontology annotation, biological process: regulation of transcription by RNA polymerase II; cell differentiation. Gene Ontology annotation, molecular function: DNA-binding transcription factor activity, RNA polymerase II-specific; RNA polymerase II cis-regulatory region sequence-specific DNA binding. The coding region runs from base 1 to 1038 and encodes 345 amino acids.